Amborella trichopoda is the source of this 3374-nucleotide messenger RNA. The record is from RefSeq and is a predicted model, not a curated record. NCBI's taxonomy places the organism in Eukaryota, Viridiplantae, Streptophyta, Magnoliopsida, Amborellales, Amborellaceae.
UGCCACAUCUUAGGAACAUCAGUAUUGUAAAUUCUUGGGGUGUGACAGUUUAUUUGAUGGAUUUUACAGAUUCUUUAAUGACACAUUGUUUGAGUGAUAGUUGGGAUUUUUAAGAAAUGCAAUUAUUUGGGGUUUGUAAUAACUGUAAAUUUGGGGUUAUUUUUAGUUCUUGAAGGUUAUACAUGAGUUAUUGAGUUAUGUUUCUUUUUUAUUAAUUGUUUAAAAAUUUCUAAAUUUGGGGUUACUGAGAACUACAAAUUUGGGGGUUUUAUUAGAACUCGAAAUGAAUUAACCGACAAUUUGAAAUCAAUAGCUUAAGAUAGCUAAAUGUGUCGUUGGAUGUUGCCUUUAUAUUUGAAACUGUAUAACUUAUGCUUUAUUGGGUUUGCAAUUUGAAAUGAUUAGUUUAUAACUAAAAAUUUUGGGGUUUAUAUAUAGUUGAAUGGGUUUGUAUUUUGUGACUGUAUAUAAAUGAAUCCGUAUGGAAUUUGAAAUCUAUAGCUUUAUAUAGGACCCUAUGUUAUUGGAUGUUGCAGUUGUCUUUGAAAAUGUAUGAGUUAUGCUAUGUUGGACUUGGAAUUUGAAAAUGAGUAGCUUAAUACAGAUUGUUAGAUGUUACUCUAUGUUGUUGAAUGUUGUUGUCUAUAUUUUGUUGUAAUUAACAUUUGGGUUAUAAUAAAUGCAAAAAACAAUCGUUGUCUUUAAUUUUUUUCCCUUUGAACCAAUAUCUUAGUUGUCAGAAACGGUGCCUCAGUUGUUGAUUUUUUUGAUUUCUCAUAGCUAUAUCGGCUUAUAAUGAAUGGGUGUGGGUUUUGUAAGUUGAAAUUUCUUAUAGCAUAUAUUUUGAAUAGGUACAUAGAUGGUACAAAGAUGAAUACGUACAUAGUUGGUAUAGAACAUUGUUUUGGUUAUCAUAUAAGAACAAAAAUUUUGCAUUCAUUAUUUCAUGCCCAUUCCAUUGUUAGUGAUAUAUGAUUUACUGAUAUAUGGAUUGGAUAUGAGUUGCAAUGUGUUAGUAACUCCAUUUAUAAUUUGGCUUGCUAUUUACCUUGAACAUUUUGUAAAUGCUUGUAGGUUUAGGAGUAUAUAGGUAAUAAAUAAGUUUAUGCAUACUAUAUGUAAAUAUGAGUCGUAUUUGAUAUGUAAAUUUAUUAUCAUAUUCUUUUGUUAGAGUAGUAUUCUAUAUACAAAUGCAUGAUGCAAUUUUAAAAUACAUGAUGAGUUAUUUUUGUCUCAAUUUCAGUGAAUAUGAGUCGUGUCCAUUCAGAGGGGGAUACCCAGGAGGUCAUCAGAACCCUAGUUUGCUACAGCUUCACCCAAAACAUUCAUCAUAUUUCAUAUGGGAAUGACAUGUAUAGGCAUAUAUUCAUAUGCUCUUUUCAUUAGUUUGUUAUUUUUCAAUAAAUUGUAGUUUGUUUCAACAUCAUAUGGGAAAUACAUGUGUAUAUUUAUUGUGACUCAUAUGUUUUCUCUUUGUUGUACUCCAUGAAAAACAUGAAAUUAGAAUCGAUGAGAAGACUUUUCAAUUAAACGAUUGAUAUAUAACCAAUGAGCAAGUUCAAUUAGUGAACACGUCUGGGUUGGGUGCUCUAUCUAUCAUCCUCCCAAGUCGAAUUGAUCAUGCUUUGGUCGCAGCCAAUGCAGAGAGGUGGUGUUCUGAGACAAAUUCAUUCCAUUACAACAUUUAAAUUGGUGGAGAUGACACCAACUUUAUUUGAUGUGUACGAGAUUUUAGGACUGGCUGUGGAAGAUGAGCCUGUUCUAUGUCGUCCUCUUAGUGACCUCCGGGAGUUCAUAGAAAACAAUUUGGGUAUAAUCACCACUGGAGGCAACCUGACAACCAUUAAGCAUUCAUGGUUGAAGGAAAAUUUCAGGGAAUUGCCACCUUAUGCAACCCCUGUGGAAGUACUUAGAUAUACUUGAGCCUAUCUGCUCUUCCUCAUCAGCGUUACCAUUUUCGCUGCUGCGUCAGUUGCAACAGUGCCAACGAGAUACUUACAAGUCUUUGAAGAUAUUGAGGAAGCUGGGAGAUAUGCUUGGGGUGCUGCAGCCCUCGCAUUUCUUUAUUGAUCCUUUGGAAAAGCUUGUACAUUCAAGCAAAGAAAUUUUAGUUGUUCUGCCCCUAUUAUGCAAGCAAAGUUAAUUUUUGUAUAGACAUAAGCAUAAUAGUUUAGAUUACUCAGAAAUAAUAUUUAUUACUUAUCAUGUCUUGAUGUAAUGCAGUGUUGGUCUUAUGAGCAUAUUAUGCAUAUGAGGCUCAUACUGCAUAAUAUCUCUCCAAAUAUGCCUUGGACAAAAAAAUGGGAUCCAUCAAAGAACUAUUAUGGCAAUCCACAUAACUUGAUGCCUCCCAUUUGACCAGAAUUAGAUAACCUCCAACCUAAUGAGGUUAGUGUGUACUUUGAUAUUAAUUACUUUCAAUUGUAUUAAAGUAGUUGUAGUUUUUAUUGUUGACUAAUUGCCGUAUGUGUGAUUGCAUAUAAUAUAACAUGCAAUAUAGAAUCUCUAUUUCAAGCAUGAUGAGGACAUUUCAGAAGAUAGGCAUCAGGCAUUCGAAACUGCAAUGUGCAUAACGAUGCUUAUCUUUGACAAUAUUGCCCAGCCGUACAUACCAGAUCGUGUUUGCCGGUAAUUUGGAGCUAAGCAAGGCAUUCCAAGAAAUCCCACUUCUGUUAGUAAGAGGUAAAGCAAAUUGGGUAGCAAGAUUGGCGAAAUGUCAAUUCAGACAAAAUCCAUAAUUGGUUCUUGCCAUGAUCACAUGAUAGCAGACAUUAAAGUCGAUACUACCAAUGGGUUGCCCUCAGAGGAGUACAAGGUCUGCUACAGCCGAGUGUCCCAUCCUAUAAUACAUAAUGUCUCUAAUCCACCAAAAGACAUAUUGCAACCUCAAGACCAGGAAGAAGAAGAGGUGGUUCCUGCACAUGAACCACAAUAUAUAAUGAGACCUCGAGGAUAUAAAGAUCAGUUUGUUAGUGCAGUUCAGGCCAGUACAACCAUGUUAGCAGAGGCACUUACACUUAGACAGAAGUGGUAUCCUAAAGUUUAUAAUCGCGUUAACAAUAAGUUUGAAAUGCUGUCUAAGUUUGUGCCUGUCGACAUGGUUGAUAUAGAAGCUAGGCUGAAAACAUGACAAUGUCAAGUUAAUGACGAAACUGUACAAGAAGAGGGCGGACGAGAUGUAGUGGGUGAAAGUAGUCGGCCUAUAAAAGACUUGGCUCCAUUCACACAACCUACAGUUGAAGAGCCCAAAAGACAUAAGAUGCGAAAGAAGCAGUAUCAGCCGAAGAGAAGGCGGCCAGCAUAAAUAUCUUAUUUGGCAAUGCAAUGGUCAUCGAAUACAUUUGUAAUGUAUCGAAUACAUUUGUAAUGUUAUG